GCGACAGUGGCAGUAUGAGUAUCCGCUCCCAGUCCGUGCCGAGUCUGGAUCCUGGCAGGGGCCUACUCUGCAGUAAAAGCCCUGAGCCGGCCAAGACACCACACGGGGUCAGGGUCAGGAGUCCUUCACCACCCAGGGUACGCAGGGAUGUAAAGGUCCCUGAACGCUUCAAAAGUCCAGUGCCUCCGAUCCAGAUGCCAGCACAACGCUUCAAGAGCCCUGACCCACUCAGAGCUUCCAUGAUUAGCCCUGAGCCUGUGCUGAACGGAAACAGCAAGCCCAACGGAUCAGUUAAUGGAAGUGCCGUCAAUGGAAGCUCUGCCAACGGCAGUGCCAACCAACCAGACCUGGACAACGAUGAUCAGAGCCUUACCCGCAAGAAGGUAGUGAAGGUGGUACGUCGAGUGGUGAGAAAGGUACUACCUGCAGAAGAAGAGUAUGCUCCAGCUCCUGAGCCUACCAAACCUGCCCCUGAACCUCCUAAAUUGGUGCUAUCGCAAGUGCUAAGAUCUGUGCCCAAGGUCCCAAAGGUUCCACUGUUCUCUUUCAAGCACGACACCAUCAAGACAGAGGAGAAGGACAAUAUAUCAGCUGGGCUGGCCAGCCUCAUGGUCCGCGGGAGGACCAGGGACCGCCCUCGCACACGCAAAGAUGGGCCACCUGAAAAUAAACAGGAGGAAGCUGUGAAAAGAGAGGAAAAAGAAAGUCCAGAGUUGGUUGAUAUUAAAUCUUGCCCUAAAGUCGGCCCAGUUUCAAAACCGGAAGAUAAGAUUCCCGUGUUGGCGGCACCUGCCAAAGUUCCUCCUACUGCUUCUACUUUGACCUUGGUUCCCUCCAAGUCUGCACCCGCAGGCUUCAUCCCUGCCUCAAAGCCUUCCUCGCUCUCCCCUCCCGCAGCAACCGUUCCCACCUCCAAAUCCUCCUUCAGUACUUCCGCUGCAGGGUUCGUCCCAGACCCCAAGGCCUCGCAUCUCUACCCUAACCCUCCCAAGUCCUCGGCUCUCUCCCCUCCUCCUGCAGCCAUCACUCCCAAGGCGAGUACGCUCUCUCCACCACCGGAGUUCAUCCCGCCCCCCAGACAGCCAACCGUGAAGAAGCCUGAGGUGAAGGCUUUGGCAGCCUCUCCCCUGUCCUCUGUUCCCAUUGAGAAGGCUUCACCGCAGAACAAGAGGUGCCACUCAGUCCCACUGAAGAGGCUCAUAGACGCCUGGAGAGGAUCUUCACUGCACCUGUAA
Molecule: messenger RNA, 1235 nt
Organism: Oncorhynchus masou masou (cherry salmon)
Lineage: Eukaryota; Metazoa; Chordata; Actinopteri; Salmoniformes; Salmonidae
Exons: 4
Coding region: 15-1235 (406 amino acids)
Source: RefSeq, a predicted model, not a curated record